AUGAGCCAUGACACCAUCUCACCGUCAUCGUCGUCAUCUUCUGUGAAGCAUUUGGUGAUCCCCGGUCAAAUUUUAGCAGUUUCAAGUCUGUCGGAUCCAAACGGACAAGAUUCGUUUUUACGAGGGCACGGAACGUACGUGGAAAAGACGGAGACGGAAGAUCGGCUGGUCGCUUCUGUUCUCGGCAUCGUCCAGCGCGUGAACAAACUUGUAAGUGUGGAGAGCGUAUCCGACGGUGUCUACGUUGGACAAGUCGGCGACUUGGUGGUGGGUCGGAUUACUUCCGUCACAUCGCAACGAUGGAAGGUACGAUUGAUUCCCCACGCCCGGGAUGCGGCACUUCCAUUAAGCGGCGUUCACUUGCCUGGAGGUGUCCAACGGAUGCGGACCGCGCAAGAUUCGCGAGAUAUGAGAUCGUACCUUCAAGAAGGUGAUCUCGUUUCUGCGGAAGUACAUAAGACUCAGCAAGAUGGCUCGCUGCUGCUACACACACGAUCUGUUCGUUACGGUAAACUCGAAAACGGAUGCAUCGUAACCGUACCGCCCAAACUGAUACCUAGACGAAAGAAUCACUUUACCACAAUUUUGAAUCAACAGUUUCAAGUGUUGUGGGGAUGCAACGGUGUGAUUUGGAUGCAGCGAGCCAUGCCAGACUUGGAAGCCACCGGUGGGCCGGAACUGGUCGAAUUACAGGAGCGUCGAAGAGUGGAACAUGCUUCCAUGCCACUUUCUCCGGAGGAACGGAGGAAUCUCGCACGAUUGCGAAAUGCUAUUGAAUGUCUCCGAUUGGUCUUUUGUCGCGUCACACAAGAAGCGGUCGAGCAAGUGUACGAAACUAGUCUAGCAUUGAACCUGAAUGUAUCCCAAAUGUUGGUUCCGGUCAAUGUGAUUCGGUUGACAGAGCCCUCUCGCAAAGCGGAAGGCUAA
Molecule: messenger RNA, 927 nt
Organism: Phaeodactylum tricornutum CCAP 1055/1
Lineage: Eukaryota; Bacillariophyta; Bacillariophyceae; Surirellales; Neidiaceae
Exons: 1
Coding region: 1-927 (308 amino acids)
Biological process (GO): poly(A)-dependent snoRNA 3'-end processing; exonucleolytic trimming to generate mature 3'-end of 5.8S rRNA from tricistronic rRNA transcript (SSU-rRNA, 5.8S rRNA, LSU-rRNA); CUT catabolic process
Cellular component (GO): cytoplasmic exosome (RNase complex); nuclear exosome (RNase complex)
Molecular function (GO): RNA binding
Source: RefSeq, a predicted model, not a curated record